CCCCCGUCAUCCUUCCCUCCAAAAACUUCCCGCCUUGCUCUCGGGGAGACUCGAACUCACAACCUCUCGAUGAGACUGAAUUUCCUUAACCAUAAUUAUAAAUCUUCUCGUCACCUCCUCCUCUCUAUCAAAAAAUUAGGAGAAUUUGCGGAUUUCUUCGUUAGCUAUGAAAGAAGAAGAAGAAGAAAUCUAGAACAUAUGGAAUUUGCAGAAUUAGCACUUUUUGAGCAUAUAAUUCCAAAUUUGUGUGCAGAUUAUCAAUCAUAACCAGGAAUUAUCUGUUUUUUUCUCUGUUUAAAAAAUAGCCAGCUCGAAGUACUGUUGCUAUCCUUUUAAGAUUCCAUUGGAUUUUCUGAAUCUCUGUUUCUGUAUAAAAAUACAAAAAAUUAAAAUUAGAGCUUUGUGUUUGUUGAUGCUCAUCUAAACAAAAAUCUUCUGCAAAUUACGGACACGUAUAGAUCAAGGGGGACACGGGUUCUAGCCGGGGAAAUAAACUCUUGCAGAAAUAUCGGAUAAAAAAUGGUUGCUUUUGGGAAAAAGUUGAAGGAUAGACAAAUCCAAGAAUGGCUAGGAUACUAUAUCAAUUACAAAUUAAUGAAGAAGAAGGUUAAGCAGUAUGCUAACCAAAGCCAAGCCGUAACAUUGGAUCGGCGAUAUGUUCUCAAGGAUUUCUCCAGAAUGUUGGACAACCAGAUUGAAACAAUAGUUCUCUUUUUGUUGGAACAACAAGGAGUUCUUGCGAGCAGGAUAUCUGAACUUAAUGAAAAGAAAGAUUCUCUUCAAGAACAGCCUGAUAUAUCCAAAAUAAAUGAGCUACGAGAAGCUUAUCGAGCUGUGGGACGUGAUCUUCUAAAGCUUCUCUAUUUCGUUGAAAUAAAUGCUAUUGGAUUACGGAAGAUACUUAAAAAGUUCGACAAACGUUUUGGCUAUAAGUUCACCGAUUACUAUGUCAAAACCCGAGCUAAUCAUCCAUAUUCCCAACUUCAGCAAGUUUUCAAGCAUGUGGGAUUAGGGGCAGUUGUUGGAGCAAUAUCUCGUAAUCUCGCCGAUCUGCAAGACCGUCAGGGAAGCUACUUGUCAAUUUAUGACCAGCCAGCUCUUCCUCUCCAGGACCCUGUAGUGGACUCAAUGCAAGCAGCUGUUGAUAGAUUGAGUCAUUCAACAAACUUCCUUAACUUUUUGGCUCAGCAUGCACUUAUCAUGCAAGAAGAAUUACCCUCUCCUGUUGAGGAAGAAGUUGAUGAUCAGAAAUAUCAUUUUAUGUCGCUGCUGUUAAACUUGGCAAAUACUUUCCUUUACAUGGUUAAUACAUAUAUUAUUGUGCCAACAGCAGAUGAUUAUUCUAUGAGCUUAGGUGCUGCUGCAACAGUUUGUGGGAUUGUGAUUGGAGCCAUGGCUGUCGCACAGAUCUUUUCGUCUGUGUAUUUCAGUGCUUGGUCAAACAGGUCUUAUUUCAGACCACUGGUAUUUAGCAGUAUAAUUCUUUUUAUUGGGAAUACCAUGUAUGCAUUGGCUUAUGAUCUCAAAUCAAUACCGGUUCUGCUUAUCGGUCGUUUAUGUUGCGGAUUUGGUUCCGCCAGAGCAGUGAACCGUCGCUACAUCAGUGAUUGUGUGCCACUUAGACUUCGGAUGCAGGCUUCAGCAGGUUUUGUUAGUGCUAGCGCACUUGGAAUGGCAUGUGGCCCUGCACUUGCUGGUUUACUUCAGACAAAUUUUAAGAUUUACAAGUUGACCUUCAAUCAAGAUACUUUGCCCGGUUGGCUUAUGGCUUUUGCAUGGUUAAUUUAUUUGGUAUGGCUGUGGAUCUCAUUUAAAGAACCCGCUCGCGAGGCUGAAGUAAACAAUGUUCCUCAAGAAUCUAAUGCUGAUGCCCUUGAAAAGGGUGUUGUGGAACCAUUGCUAUUAAAAUCACCAGAGAAUCAACAAGAUGAGGAUGAAGAAGAUGGUGACGAGAGUGAAGAAGCUUCCAAGGAGUCUCAUCAACCUGUUAAUUCCAUAGCAGCAGCAUACAGAUUACUCACUCCUUCUGUGAAGGUAUGUUCAACUCUAAGCUCCUUGCUUCUUUUUGUUUGACAGAGUGAUCCAGUGAAAUCACUUGCUUUUAUUGCGUGGAAUGUUUUGUCUCUUUAUAUGGUUUUGGGCAAUCCUUAACUCAUGAGCUAACUUUUGGAGUUGAGUUAGAUCCAGAGUUCUUUCUUUACAUGGUAUCGUUGUUACUGUGUAUCCCAAUAUUAGGUCCCC
Nicotiana tabacum (common tobacco) is the source of this 2241-nucleotide messenger RNA. The record is from RefSeq and is a predicted model, not a curated record. NCBI's taxonomy places the organism in Eukaryota, Viridiplantae, Streptophyta, Magnoliopsida, Solanales, Solanaceae.